Paramecium sonneborni is the source of this 346-nucleotide messenger RNA. NCBI's taxonomy places the organism in Eukaryota, Ciliophora, Oligohymenophorea, Peniculida, Parameciidae. The record is from the annotation of a GenBank genome assembly.
AUGAAUAUAAAGAAUGAUAUACCAAUUAUUUAUUUAAUUUAUUUAGAAACAAAUAAAAAAGAUAAAAAAGUACAAAAUGAAAAUGACAAUUAAUUAAAUGAUAAAGAUGCUUAAUUUGAAGAUUGUUUAUGGGACUUAGAUAAAGUAGAGCUUUUAAAAAAUAGUGAAUAAAGUUAAACAAAUUUGGAUUAAAAAUCAUUCAGGUUUGGAUACCCAGAUUAUAAAAAAGGUAUAAGAUUUAUUUUAAAAAUAAGCGCUAUAGCGAGUAGAAUAUUUAGUUACAGAAUAGUAAUAGUGUCUUUAAAUUCUUUAAUAAAACUAUAAUUAUGUUGGCUUUACGACUUGA